AAUGACAACGCAUAUAUGCGAAUUAUCUCGAUACUCGUAUAUUAUACGAAACUAAAUAAUAUUUUCGACAUUACAGUUUUUAGACAAGAACAACAAUGUCGUUCUCAGGCAAGAAAUUCAGAAGAGUGCGAUCGGAAAAUAUUGAAGAAAUUGUUAAUGCUACCAGUACAGAUGAAAGAGUAAUACAUAUGUUGACGAGCAACGCGCCGAUCUUCUCCUUCACCCGUAUCGACGAGGACCGCUUCAACUUCACACUGCACAUGCCCAACAGAACCAUGACACACGACUUCAAGCUGGGGGAGGAACAUGAGAUGGAGAGGCGAGAUGGCUCCAAGGUUAGAGUAACAUACACGUUAGAAGGUGACAACGUUUUAAAACAAGUCAUCAUACCUAAAGAUGGAAGAGUCGCAUAUUUCAGGCGAGAUUUUGGAGAAAAAGAAGCUAAAAUGACAAUCACAAUGGAAGGCACAGAUAUAAAAGCGACAGUGUACUACGAACAGAUUGAAUAGCGUUUACUACAGCAUCAUGUGUCAUAUAAAUUAACUUAUAAACAUAUUACUAUUUAAUAAGGAGUCUGGAAUUGUGCCCAGUAUAUGGCAAUAAGCUCACCCCCUAUUACAUGGGACUUGUAACACAUUGUAUAGCGGCAUUACGUGCCGUAAUGUGCACCUCUGCCUACCCCUACGGGGAUAAAAGGCGAGACGUUAUAUAUAAGGACAUUGGGUUAACAAAAAGUAUUAGAAAAAGUAUGGAUAACUCGAAAAUAUAAUUUUAAUUUGAUACUCCUUAUUAAAUAGUAAUAUAGCAUUAAAUGCGUAUUCUUAAUAUUUAAGGUCCUAAAUUAAAUAAAUAUAAUUUGCAUUACA
Messenger RNA from Spodoptera frugiperda (fall armyworm), 866 nucleotides. Its product is annotated as fatty acid-binding protein, muscle-like. Bases 96 to 509 code for a protein of 137 amino acids. Lineage: Eukaryota; Metazoa; Arthropoda; Insecta; Lepidoptera; Noctuidae. The record is from RefSeq and is a predicted model, not a curated record. The transcript is spliced from 4 exons.